AUGCUCCAGGGAAGACAGUGUGAGGAUUUAGUACUCAUCAUCAGUACGAUAUCCCUUGUAUUAUUCAUUGGUUGUGUAGUUUCACACUUCUACGUCGAUCAGAUUCACACAGCUUUUAUUGCACGCUUCUUCACCCUCGUCCCUGGUAGUCUUUUAUUUGAAAAUUUCAGCGGGAACAAUACAGCACUUAACACAUCGCUUUACCUUUACAACUUAACCAACGAGAAAGCCGUUCUCAAUGGGGCCAGACCAGUUUUCACGGAAGUUGGACCGUUUCGUUAUAAGAAGCAAACAUUUAAGAAAGAUGUGAAAUUUUCUGGCGAAUCGCCUCCAAGAUAUCUUCAAUACAAAGCCAUUACGUACUAUUUUCAAGUUCAUGAUGAAAUGUCUGUGGACCCAUUUGUCGGCAAAGUAACUUCUUUGGAUAUUUUUACAGCAGCUAUGACGUUAAAAAGUAGUGCUAUUACACAAUUUAUCAACUCUGCCCCAUUUAUUACACGAACGCCUUACGAAAUAAUUUGGGGCUACUCAUACGGUCUUAUAAAAGCAUGUGGUCUCAUGCGCAUCUGUCCGAAUUCAAAAAUAUCCGUUUUUGUCACUGAGAAUGGGACAUCAGAGAAUGAGUUCGUUAUUAAAACUGGAGUCGAUGAUAUUAAUGAGCUUGGAAAAGUGGUGGAAUUCAAUGGCCAAAGUGUUUUAAAUGUAUGGAAAAGCGAAUAUGCGAACUAUAUCAAUGGGAGUGAUGGAUUUUCCUUGGGGCCAGGACUCACUGUCGGUUCGCGAAGAUAUAUAUUUGCCCAUGGCGUUUGUCGUUCUGUAAUGAUGGAGGCUACGAAAGAAGUACCCCACCCCGCUUAUCCUGCAUUAAAGGUAUUACUGUUCGAACCGGCCUCGGAAGAUAAAAUGGACAACAGUGUUUAUCCAUCACCACAGGAGUUUUGUCAAGGUAGGAGUUACGAACCGAAGUGUGCUCCUAAAGGUUUGGUGGCAUUAUCUCCCUGUUUAAAAGACACCAACUAUCUACCAAUUUACGGCUCACAAGGACACUUCAUCGAUGUCGACCACAGCAUUCGCAAUCGAUUUCGUGGCAUUCCAGAACCGGAUUACAACCUGGACAGAACAUAUAUGCUGGUCGAUCCUGUGACGGGAAUCACGUUGGGCGCUCACCAAGUUAUGCAGUUAAAUUACUACAUAGACAAUCCAAGUCUGAAAAGCAUACCAUAUCAAAAUAUGGCUGGAAACCUGUUCUUUCCGAUUGUGAGAAUUGUAAUGGAGAAUGGGACAUCAGAGAAUGAGUUCGUUAUUAAAACUGGAGUCGAUGAUAUUAAUGAGCUUGGAAAAGUGGUGGAAUUCAAUGGCCAAAGUGUUUUAAAUGUAUGGAAAAGCGAAUAUGCGAACUAUAUCAAUGGGAGUGAUGGAUUUUCCUUGGGGCCAGGACUCACUGUCGGUUCGCGAAGAUAUAUAUUUGCCCAUGGCGUUUGUCGUUCUGUAAUGAUGGAGGCUACGAAAGAAGUACCCCACCCCGCUUAUCCUGCAUUAAAGGUAUUACUGUUCGAACCGGCCUCGGAAGAUAAAAUGGACAACAGUGUUUAUCCAUCACCACAGGAGUUUUGUCAAGGUAGGAGUUACGAACCGAAGUGUGCUCCUAAAGGUUUGGUGGCAUUAUCUCCCUGUUUAAAAGACACCAACUAUCUACCAAUUUACGGCUCACAAGGACACUUCAUCGAUGUCGACCACAGCAUUCGCAAUCGAUUUCGUGGCAUUCCAGAACCGGAUUACAACCUGGACAGAACAUAUAUGCUGGUCGAUCCUGUGACGGGAAUCACGUUGGGUGCUCACCAAGUUAUGCAGUUAAAUUACUACAUAGACAAUCCAAGUCUGAAAAGCAUACCAUAUCAAAAUAUGGCUGGAAACCUGUUCUUUCCGAUUGUGAGAAUUGUAAUGGAUGUUAGCGCGGAUGCAGACGCCUUGAAAACAAUACACACUCUGGUUCACGGCAGCAAAUACUGGCUCAAUAUUGCAAUCUACAUAUUCGGUGGAUUGUGUUUGGUCGCGUUCUUCUCCACGAUGGCCGUAAUACUCAAAAUGAAUCGGAAUCGCUCGUGA
Messenger RNA from Trichobilharzia regenti, 2106 nucleotides. The record is from the annotation of a GenBank genome assembly. NCBI's taxonomy places the organism in Eukaryota, Metazoa, Platyhelminthes, Trematoda, Strigeidida, Schistosomatidae.